CGACCCAGUAAACUGACUAAAAGAGCCUCUCACUCAAUCCAUGUAAAGAAUAACUUUGAAUAUCUUGUUACACGGCAUCAACGUUUUUAUUCAGUGCUUGGAAUUAUAUAAUAACACAGUUUCUUCAAGAAGUGAGGAAGUCUAAAGUUGAGAGUUAUAUUUGUAUGAUGUCAUCACCGUUAUUAUCGUCAUCAGUCCAGUGGCCUCUUCCCUUUAAAAAAACUGUAAAGUAUUUUUGCAAAAAUAAUUAACUGCGUAGCGGAACGUUGUCCUCCAUGGACGUACACGCCGACCGGACGUUAAUUUCAGACGGACCAAAACAUCUUUCCGAAAGUUGACGUGGAGGUGUUCGUGUACGAUGGCUGAUAAUAAACUAGAUAUUGCAACUGAUAGCUCCACUGCAUUACAGAACCCAAAUGCGUCUUCUCAGCCCAAUAACCCGCUGUCAAGGAAGCUCAACAAAAUACUGGAGACGAGGCUCGACAAUGACAAGGAGAUGCUGGAGGCUCUGAAGGCGCUCUCUGUGUUCUUCACCGACAACAGUCUGCGCACCAGGAGAAAUCUUCGCGGUGACAUAGAGAGACGAAGCCUCUCGAUCAACGAGGACUUUGCACGGAUAUUUAAGGAUGUAAAAGAGGCGCUUGAAAGUGUUCAUGAGGAUGUUCAGGCCAUGAGCACGUGUUCUGAAGAGAUGACUAAUAGGUUAAAGGCGGCGAAGGAGCAAACUCAAGACCUGAUAGUGAAAACCAACAAGCUGCAGGGAGAAAAUCACCGGCUGGAGUUGAGAGCUCAGGUUGCUCAGGCCUUCCUCGCAAAGUUCCAGCUGUCUAAUGAGGAGACUGCCACACUGCGAGGGGCUCGGGAUGCCCCCAUCACUGAGGAUUUCUUCAAAGCUCUGAGCCGGGUGAAGCACAUCCACGAGGAUGUGAAAAUCCUCCUGCGAACCAACCAGCAAACUGCGGGGUUAGAGAUCAUGGAGCAGAUGGCCGUGUUACAGGAGACUUCAUAUGAGCAGCUCUACCGCUGGGCUCAGAAUGAAUGCAGAGGACUGACCCACGAGACCUGUGAUAUCUGCCCUGUACUGACUCAAGCCAUGGAAGCCUUACAGGACCGACCUGUCCUUUACAAGUACACUCUGGACGAGUUCGGGACUGCGCGCAGGUGCGCGGUGGUACGAGGCUUCAUCGACGCCCUCACCCGCGGCGGGCUAGGAGGGACUCCUCGGCCCAUAGAGAUGCAUUCACACGACCCCAUGAGGUAUGUUGGGGACAUGCUGGCCUGGCUGCACCAAGCCACCGCCUCGGAGAAAGAGCACCUGGAAGCUCUGCUGAAACAAGUCACUGUGCAAGGUGUGGAGGAGAACAUGCAGGAGGUGGUUGGACACAUCACUGAGGGAGUCUGCAGGCCGCUGAAAGUUCGGAUAGAGCAGGUCAUAGUGGCUGAGCCAGGCGCUGUCCUGCUGUACAAGCUGUCCAACCUGCUCAAGUUCUACCACCACACCAUCAGUUCCAUCAUUGGGACCAGUGUGGCCUCUUUGCUCAUCACUAUUGAAGAAAUGCACAUCCUCAGCAAAAAGAUGUUCUUCAACAGCCUGAGCCUUCAUGCAAGCAGACUCAUGGACAAGGUGGAGCUGCCACCUGCAGACUUGGGACCCACAUCCUCCCUCACUCAGACCCUCUCUCUCCUCAGGGAGGUGCUGGCCUCCCACGACUCGUCGGUGGUUCCUCUGGAUGCCCGCCAGGCCGACUUUGCUCAGGUGCUCUCUUGCAUCUUGGAUCCUCUCCUACAGUUAUGUACCGUGUCUGCCAGUAACCUCGGCACUGCUGACAUGGCUACCUACAUGGUCAACUCCCUGUAUGUCAUGAAGACAACCUUAGCUCUCUUUGAGUUCACUGACAAGAGGCUUGAGAUGCUCGAAUUCCAGAUCGAGGCUCACCUUGACACCCUGAUCAACGAGCAGGCGUCCUAUGUGCUGACCAGAGCCGGACUGAGUUACAUCUACAGCUGUGUCCAGCAGCAUAGUGCUGAGCAGGGUCCUCUGUCGCUCCUCCCCAGCAUGGACAGCUCCUCUGUGAAAGCAGCGAUGGUCCAGUUCGAUCGGUACUUGUCGUCACCUGACACUCUGGUGAUGCCACAGCUCAACUUCCUGCUCAGUGCGGCCAUCAAGGAGCAGAUUUUCCGUCAGUCCACAGAGCUGGUGUGCAGAGCCUAUGUGGAGGUUCACACCGUGCUCACCAGCCCAGCGAACAGCUACAAAGACCCAGAGAACCUGCUUCCCAGAUCACCUCAGCAGGUUCAGGCCUUGCUGUCCUGAGAGACACCUUUUUUUUUUUUUUUUUCCCCCAACCUGGUUGAUCUUAAAAGCACGAGGUGAGCCCCAGUGAAGGUUAUUUAAGGAGCGGUGUGCUUUGUACAGCAUAAUAACAUAUACAAUAAUAUAAAAAGUAGUCGUUAAGGUGGGGUUCUUCUUUGUGGGAUGUGGGUCACUGACCUCAGAGAGAGAGAGAAAGAACAUUAUAUGUAUAUGAUCUUAUUUACUUUCACUGCUGUGGACAGUCGGCUCAUUAUUCUCUCUGUAAAGCACAUGUGUGUCCGUCUUUCUGUCUGUUUUCACACCAUGUACUCUCUUCUACCAUGUCCAUAAUUGUACAAAAUAAUGUAUUUUUUAUUGAAAACGUUGAACAUUAUAUAAAAACAAAAGGGUACACUUAAUUCAAGAGACUCGUCUUAUUCUUCCACACUUAAAGAGUGGUCAGGGGAAAACUCAGCCACAAUGUUAAGAGGAACCUCAGAAGCUUCAGGGCCAACGUUGUGUUUAUGUUCAUCUCAACUGUUUUGAGUUGGGAUGAAAUGGAAAAGUCUGUCUUACCGUCUCGUUUGGCUUUUCAACAAAAUGUCCAUGCUGACUAAGAUGUGUAAACAAGACAAAUUCUACCUUUAAAUGUCCUUAUAAAACGCAUUAUGGUGUUUCAGAUGGAGAACAAAAAAACACUUCUCAUACAUUGUUAUUUUUUUUUCCAUUCGGGCCGCAAUGCAUUGUCUGAAAUGAUGAAGUGGUGACAUUUUGGACAGACAUGGAUGUAAACUGCAAUAUGACUGGUUGGCGGAGGUAUACAACCUUAUAGUUUGGAUAUAUAAAGUGAUGUUUUAGUAUACGACAAGUGUUCUCUAUAUAAUGCAGUGGUGACCAGAAUAAAGUAAUAUAGCAUUAUCUAUUGCUCCUUUCUAAAAUAAAGGUAUGAAUAAAAGACUCAAAAAGGCUUUAGUUUCACAAGGAUAAUCUCCGUCUUUCAUAAAUAUAAAUCUAUAAAAUCCAAAUGGAUUGAUUUGCGAUAUUAUCUGCAAAGUAACCAAAUGCACAUUCAGGACAUUUGAUCCCGAUAGUGUGCCCUUUUCCUCGAAAGUAAACAUGAUGGCGUGUGAUAUAAUAUCAUUGAAUAUCCGACACCACCCAG
Anarrhichthys ocellatus (wolf-eel) is the source of this 3455-nucleotide messenger RNA. It is a transcript of the gene cog6, whose product is annotated as component of oligomeric golgi complex 6. Gene Ontology annotation, biological process: intra-Golgi vesicle-mediated transport. Gene Ontology annotation, cellular component: COG complex. The transcript is spliced from 19 exons. The record is from RefSeq and is a predicted model, not a curated record. NCBI's taxonomy places the organism in Eukaryota, Metazoa, Chordata, Actinopteri, Perciformes, Anarhichadidae. Bases 359 to 2314 code for a protein of 651 amino acids.